AUGGAACUUCACGGGUUGGACAAGGCGGAUUUUGCUGCCAUCAUGCAAGAGCCGGUCUCUAGUCCCGAGAGGACGUCAAAACGACAGGUUCUCAAGAACUUUGCUUCCAAGCUGAAGAGAAGCACCAGCAGAAGAGGAUCUCUGAACGAGCAUUCUCUCAACCGGCGUAAGAGUCAGCUUCUACAGGUCCCUUCUGUGAUUGUCGAAUCUGAACCCAAUAUUCUUGCUGAAUGGGGCAGCAAACGCUCAGCUGACUUGCCUCGCCCAUCGAAAGAUUCAGUCGUCGGACAAUACUAUGUCGGCAACACUGUAAAAUCAACGCACAAAUCACCUAGGUCGAGCCCAAAGCAAUUGAGCCACGAUGAGCUUGUCAACUAUUUUGCUGGAGCACCCGAAUUCGACAUCAAAUCACUCAGACCGAGAGUCAGCUACCGAUGGAAGCUGGAUGAGGAGAGUUGUGAACCACAGGACUUUGUCGAUGUUGGUCACAGUACCUUCGAGGCCGCUACUCUGAGACAUCGUGAACGAACACGACAACUUCGAGACCUGGUUGCAGAAGACGCCGACAAUCAGAUUCCUAUGAUGGAAGUGCCGAACAUGUUGAGCUUGAACGGGAUUGAACCUGGAACGAUCGGUCUGGAAUACUUCUUGCAGAUGCCUCUGGCAGACAGUAAGCGCUCUGCUGAAGACGAAGACGACGCCUUCAGGCCUAAGAGGCAAUUGCUGGUUACAUCACCAGAACGUCUAGAGCUCAGACCGCUUAACCUCGAGUACUUGGUCCAAAGACUGGGAAAGAUUGGUGAUAGCCGACAUUCUAGAUCCAACAACCAACACCAUGAGCGAAAGCGUAACGAACAAACAACUGCCGAACUUCACAAAGGACUGUUUUCCAACUUGCUCACAGAGCCUGAAAGGGAAGAAGACGAUCCUCCAUACACAAAUCUCGAAGGUCAGGUUGUGGCGCUUGCAAGAGUGUUGGUGACGAUUAAACUUUGGUACGACUUCAGUUUGGUGGAGCAUCGAAUUCGUCUAGGCCAAAUCUUGUGGCCAUCCACAGAAAGUGAUGAGGAGUCGGUAGUCGAAACUGAGGAACCAUCAAUGCCCAGCGAACGCGACAUUCUGCUCCUUCAGCUCGCUUUGGCUUGUGAGCUAUUGAUUCGUGUCGAGCUUUCUGGCUUUCCAACAUCUGGCUUUUCACGCAAACUGCGAUGGGAUCUUGUAUUGGCACAACGCUUCCUCGACAACGUUCACAUUGCACCAAAGGCAACAGUGGAUGAUAUCCCUUCAUAUCGCAAUAGCGUCAUGUCGAUUGCUACUUUUGUGACAGCUAGAGAAGACCUGGAGGGAAAUCAUGUGGAACCAAUCAUGUACCCGAGACACGAGAAGAGGCAAGUGGCUGGUUUGCUGAAAUUUGCAGAAGCCUUGGCCUGGCCACAUACAGAGGAGAUAGAGGACCGCUUUGCUGAGCGAGUAAGAAGGCACUCGCGUGACGCAGGCAGGUAUGGUGUUUACGGUGCACCCCUGGGAACGCCGAAUCAAACUUCCAGUCAAAGCAACUACUUUGUUCAGCAGAAGCGACCGCAGGUCAGUCGUACAUGCACAGCACAAUCUUUACAGCUCCUGCCGGCUUCAGCAUACGGCGCUGGCACUUUUGACCUCGGUGGCUGGCUUUCGAGGUCGUGGUUGACGGGCUUUGUGCUCCCAGGUGAAUCCACUUCACACCUGCUCAUCUCGACUCUGUUGGAGAACUCGCCCUCAGCGGUCGCUGCGUUAGGCGAUGCAGCUAAUUUGUACCAAGGCUUCGUCUACAAAUCACGUAGCUACUGGAGUAAGAGUUGUGUAGUGGGUAGAGUCAUAGCAGCUGCCAACGGAGCAGCUGACUGUAUGGGCUGGAUAUCAUGUAGCAGCGCACCUGUGGACCAAAAAGAUGGAUGGGUCAAUCUCGAAGUCAAAGAUCUGCCUGGCUCUACCACUCCUCCCACCACAACUCUGGCAGCCGACUCGGCAUUUGUGCCUGGCGAGAAAACCUCGGUCGCAGAUGUCGAGUUUACCUGGCCUGUUGACGGCUUUGCAGUGCUGGGUAACGAAGCACGAUACCUCGGAUUCAGUCUGCUACCCACAGGCACCAGCUUCGAGCUCAGUGCUUCACCCUCAGACAACCCUUCAGGCGAUAGCGGCGCACAACUGGCACCCAUCCCAACCGCGGUCGCCUGCCUCGAAUUCGGCACGAAGCGCAGCUCGCGACCAGCCAAAGUGACACUACCACUCCUCUACGACGUCCAUUUCAUCUCCGCGACACCAUGUUUCCCCAACAUCUCGAGACCACCAUCACCAGUUACAAAAACAUCAUCGACAAAACCUCGCUCGGGCUCCAAAACAGAAGGUCCAUCGAACAAAGAGUUGCCAUCGCCACCAACGCAUCCUCUGCACUGCUCUUAUGCUGUUGAUGUCGUUCCUGCAGCUACUAUUCUGGCCGAUGAUUUUACAGACACCGUGCAUCUGGGUAAUGAGACUGUGGUCUUGGAUUGCAGAGGUACUGGAGAAUUGCAGUUGCUAGCCAGAGCUUGGUGUGCCAAGGUUGGUGAAAACGCUGUUGUGGGUAGAGUUGGCAAGACGUGUUUGGGAUGUUGUGUUCGAGAGGCGAGUGGAUUGGGUGUCAAGGUUGUGAUUAGAAUCUGA
Aureobasidium melanogenum CBS 110374 is the source of this 2679-nucleotide messenger RNA. RefSeq lists its product as uncharacterized. NCBI's taxonomy places the organism in Eukaryota, Fungi, Ascomycota, Dothideomycetes, Dothideales, Saccotheciaceae. The record is from RefSeq and is a predicted model, not a curated record. The coding region runs from base 1 to 2679 and encodes 892 amino acids. The transcript is spliced from 2 exons.